This is a messenger RNA of Trichoderma harzianum CBS 226.95, 1077 nucleotides long. RefSeq lists its product as hypothetical. Gene Ontology annotation, molecular function: structural constituent of ribosome; RNA binding. The record is from RefSeq and is a predicted model, not a curated record. Gene Ontology annotation, biological process: translation. NCBI's taxonomy places the organism in Eukaryota, Fungi, Ascomycota, Sordariomycetes, Hypocreales, Hypocreaceae. Gene Ontology annotation, cellular component: ribosome; mitochondrion. Bases 1 to 1077 code for a protein of 358 amino acids. The transcript is spliced from 2 exons.
AUGGAGCAGGAAAAUAUCGACGGCAAGCUACGAAGUCGACUGGCGCUGCGAUCAGCCGUAGAAGAAGUCCGACAGAACCUCAAGGACGCGAGACAGGCCCGGAAAGAAGACUGGGAACUGGGACCCCUGGCCCCUAAGCGAGAUCUGGGCUUCAAUGACUACGGCGCCUUCAAGGAGAACGUGCGACAGGACUGGUCAAACUACGGCCUGCACCAGCCAAAUCCAAAGAUUGUUGAGCAGCGUUGCGCUUGGGCUGGAGGCGUCAAGCAGCUGAACCUUGCGCCUGGAGAUCGAGUGGUGAUUCAGGAUGGUCCGGACAAGGGAAAAAUUGAUCGCAUCAGAUCGGUUCAGCCCCAGGUUGGAACUGUCACCCUGGAGCACCGUCAUCAGGCUGUUGUCCAAGGCAUGUUUGGCAACCCCAGUCGACCGCAGCCAAUGCCGAUAUCCAUCGGAUCCGUCCGUCUCGUCUAUCCAAUUACGAACCCCGAGACCGGAGUCACCCGAGACGUCGUCAUCAACCAGCUCAAGGCGGUGCCCCCGAACAUGCAGUCCCGUAACAUGUCUCUCGACCGAUGGCAGUACGGAAAGAAGUGGGAUCGCGUGGUCCCCGGACUCAAUGUUGUGAUCCCCUGGCCUCAAGUUGAAGUACCCGAGUUCGAAACCAUGGCCGCAGACACCGUUCGAGAGCAAGUUGAGGACAGAUCAUUCUACUACGGCCUAUUGUCACCACCGAUGCCAGAGCAGGUCGUGGACGAGCUGAGAAACAAAUUCUCCAAAUUCAGAACAAGACACGAGGCAUGGUAUAUCGAGAAGAAGGAAACGGAGGAGGCUUUGAAGAAGGGACGACGAGAGACUAUCAAGGCUAUGCAGACGCCAUUGGAUGAGUUCCACGAGAAGAACCGGGAGGCCCGCGCAGAGGCUGGAGAACCAGAGCUGUCGGAGGAGAUGCUGGCCAAGAUUGGCGAGUUCAUCGCCAAGAAGAAGUCGACGGCUCUGGAAAAUGCUGGCGCUGCCGAGGUGGCUACAUCACCAGUUCCUCCACAAGACAAUCCCAAUGCGCCGUCACCAACUGCUUGA